This is a messenger RNA of Penicillium verhagenii, 519 nucleotides long. Its product is annotated as DUF4149 domain-containing protein. The record is from RefSeq and is a predicted model, not a curated record. The transcript is spliced from 3 exons. The coding region runs from base 1 to 519 and encodes 172 amino acids. NCBI's taxonomy places the organism in Eukaryota, Fungi, Ascomycota, Eurotiomycetes, Eurotiales, Aspergillaceae.
AUGGACGCGAUUCUCCAAACAGUGGGCAAUCUCCUCCCAUACCACCUUUUGUCUUAUGGCGCUUUACUUGGCACAGAGCUGUACCAGAGCUUUGUCAAUACAAGACUCUGCUACCGACAUCUCCCCACGCGCGAGUUUCUCCUCUUCAACAAGCACGUGUUCCCGACUUACUUCACCUGUCAGAUCGGGUUAGCGGCGCUCACGGCUGCGACGCGCCCGCCUUACAGCGUCCUUUCCCUUGCGACUGAUCUCUGGAGCGCUGCCCCGCUAGUUAUCGUCGUCGCAAUGGGCUCAUUGAACUAUUAUGCCUUUGGACCCAGAACUUUCAGAGCUUCUUGGCUUCGGAGCAUUGUACAAGACACGGAGAAACGUGGGCCUAGAAUGGAGGAGAAGCUGCAGAAUGCCAAUCGCGGUUUCUCGCGCAAUCAUGCCAUGUCAAUUCAUUUGAAUGCCAUUGCGUUGGUGGCUACCGUUUGGUAUGGGUUUUCGCUGUCUCACACGCUCAUCAAUGGUCUCUAG